UCUCCUGACCAGGAAGUGAUAUGCCGGAGAGGUCUCUGCUUUGGGUUUGUUUAGACAAUGAUGGAAGAAGAAGAAUUUGAAUUUGCUGAAGAUCUGGAGGCUAUUUUGCAUCUAACUCCAGAGGUGCAACUAGCCAUUGAACAGGUUUUCCCCAGCCAAGACCCGCUGGAUAGAGCCGACUUCAAUGCUGUUGAAUACAUCAACACGCUUUUCCCCACCGAGCAGUCCUUGGCUAACAUUGAUGAUGUGGUAAACAAGAUUCGCCUGAAGAUUCGGCGUCUGGAUGACAACAUCAGGACAGUUGUCAGAGGCCAGACCAAUGUAGGCCAAGAUGGCAGACAGGCUUUGGAGGAGGCCCAGAUAGCCAUCCAGCAGCUCUUUGGAAAAAUCAAAGACAUUAAGGACAAGGCUGAGAAGUCUGAACAAAUGGUCAAAGAGAUUACACGGGACAUCAAGCAGUUGGAUCAUGCCAAGCGCCACCUCACUACUUCCAUCACCACCCUGAACCACCUGCAUAUGCUGGCGGGGGGCGUCGACUCUUUAGAAGCCAUGACCAGAAAGAGGCAGUAUGGUGAGGUGGCCAACUUGCUGCAGGGAGUGGUCAACGUGCUCGAACAUUUCCACAAGUAUAUGGGCAUACCCCAGAUCAGACAGCUUUCAGAGAGAGUAAAGGCGGCACAGAGCGAACUGGGGACUCAGAUCUUGGCAGAUUUUGAAGAAGCCUUCCCCUCUCAGGGCUCGAAGAGACCAGGUGGACCCAGUAACGUGCUGAGAGAUGCCUGCCUGGUGGCAAAUGUGCUCGACCCACGCAUCAAGCAAGAGAUCAUCAAAAAGUUUAUUAGGCAGCACCUCUCAGAGUAUCUGGUCCUCUUCCAGGAAAAUCAAGAUGUUGCUUGGCUUGAUAAAAUUGACCGCCGCUACGCCUGGAUCAAGCGGCAGUUGUUGGACUACGAAGAAAAAUAUGGGCGCAUGUUUCCCGAAGAGUGGUGCAUGACAGAGCGUAUUGCCGUGGAGUUCUGCCACAUCACCAGGGCAGAGCUAGCCAAAGUGAUGCGAACGCGGGCUAAGGAGAUUGAGGUGAAACUGCUUCUGUUUGCCAUUCAGAGAACCACGAACUUUGAGGGCUUGCUGGCUAAACGCUUCACAGGAUGCACUUUGACGGAUGCUCCCGGACAGAAGAGGCCAGAGAGCCCACUAGACCCAACUAACCCCUUUCUGGAGGAUGACCCAGCAGAGGAUGCGGGCACAGAAAAGGAUGAAGAUCUUGCUAAGCCAAAGAAGCCCAAAGCUCCAGACAACCCUUUCCAUGGCAUUGUCUCCAAGUGCUUCGAACCUCAUCUAUAUGUCUACAUAGAAUCUCAAGACAAGAAUCUGGGUGAACUGAUUGACCGGUUUGUGGCUGAUUUUCGGGCACAAGGCCCUCCCAAGGCUGGCACAGAGGAGGGCGGAGCAGUACUGCCCAGCUGUGCUGACCUCUUUGUCUAUUACAAAAAGUGUAUGGUGCAGUGCUCCCAACUGAGUACUGGAGAACCAAUGAUAGCUCUCACAACCAUCUUCCAGAAAUUCCUCAGAGAGUACGCCUGGAAGAUCCUUUCCGGCAACCUGCCUAAAUCCAGCACUAACAGCGGGGGUCUUACCAUCAGCAGUCUGUUGAAGGAAAAAGAAGGCUCUGAAGCAGCAAAGUUCACUGUAGAUGAGCUCUGCCUGAUCUGUAGCAUUCUGAGCACUGCAGAGUACUGUCUGGCUACCACACAGCAGUUGGAAGAGAAACUGAAGGAGAAGGUAGACAAAGUCUUGGUGGAGAGAAUUAAUUUGACAGGGGAGAUGGACACAUUCAGCACUGUGAUCUCAAAUAGUAUCCAACUGCUUGUUCAGGAUCUCGAUGCUGCCUGCGAUCCCGCUCUAACUGCUAUGAGCAAGAUGCCGUGGCAGAGCGUGGAGCAUGUUGGUGACCAGAGUCCUUACGUUACAUCCAUUAUCAUGCACAUUAAACAAAAUGUGCCAAUCAUCAGGGACAAUCUCGCCUCCACACGGAAAUAUUUCACACAGUUUUGCAUCAAGUUCACAAAUUCUUUCAUUCCCAAAUUCAUCAACCACCUGUUCAGAUGUAAGCCUAUCAGCAUGGUGGGAGCUGAACAACUUCUCCUUGACACUCACUCCUUGAAGACAGUCUUGUUGGAUCUGCCCUCCAUAGGCUCCCAGGUGCUCCGCAAGGCACCUGCCAGCUACACCAAGAUAGUGGUUAAAGGCAUGACACGUGCAGAGAUGAUACUGAAGGUGGUGAUGGCCCCACAUGAACCUCCGGUGGUGUUUGUCGAUAACUACAUCAAGCUCCUGGCUGAUGGCAAUCCUGAGACCUUCCAGAAGAUUCUGGAUAUGAAGGGCCUGAAGCGCAGCGAACAGAGCAGCAUGCUGGAGCUCUUCAGGCAAAGGCUACCCACUCCACCCUCGGGAGCAGACGGCGGCCCCUCUCUGUCCUUCAGUACACCCACCCCUGAGCAAGAAUCCUCACGUAUCCGCAAACUAGAGAAGCUCAUUAAGAAGAGACUGUGAAAUCACAUCUUGAAAAGCGUAGGCUGGCAUGGCCUUCAACUUUGUUGCGGUUAUUCAUCUCAAAGACUCCAUCAUGCUCCAUUUGGUUGUCAUGCAGAAAGGGGGGGGGGGCUGAAUUUUCUGUCUGAUACGCACCCAAGCUGAGGGUGGAUUAUGAAGAAGCUUCCUCAACUGUUAUUUGACUGUUAGAUGUGUCACGUAUUUCUGUGGUUUCAUUACACUAAAGCCUGAGCUUUGUAACAUUACUUGAUUGUUGCACAGUGUUCUUGCAGAUUGUGGACUUGUUGACUAAAACUGAUCAGAGAGCUUCUGGCUGCUCCAUUUGACAUAUCUAUUCCGGGAUGAUUAUAUGAAGCCUGAUGUUAAUUAAAGCUGAAAAUAAUAUACUUAAAGGAUAACCAU
Messenger RNA from Archocentrus centrarchus (flier cichlid), 2955 nucleotides. It is a transcript of the gene vps53, whose product is annotated as VPS53 subunit of GARP complex. The record is from RefSeq and is a predicted model, not a curated record. NCBI's taxonomy places the organism in Eukaryota, Metazoa, Chordata, Actinopteri, Cichliformes, Cichlidae. Gene Ontology annotation, biological process: retrograde transport, endosome to Golgi. The coding region runs from base 58 to 2553 and encodes 831 amino acids. The transcript has 22 exons. Gene Ontology annotation, cellular component: GARP complex.